Molecule: messenger RNA, 951 nt
Organism: Mercenaria mercenaria
Lineage: Eukaryota; Metazoa; Mollusca; Bivalvia; Venerida; Veneridae
Exons: 2
Coding region: 72-905 (277 amino acids)
Molecular function (GO): protein binding
Source: RefSeq, a predicted model, not a curated record
UGUGUUAUCAGAAGUUUCAAAACAUUUAAACACUUUGUCGUAAUAUUCCCACGUUUGCUAAAGGAGUAAAAAUGAAGGAAAAUAUCAUUUUAUGUUUUUCCCUUUAUCUACUCUUUCCAACAGUUUGUUCAGCUGCCUCGAUUGAUGAACGCUUUCAGAACAUGGAACAUGUCAUUCAGACACUCUUAGCAGAAAACAAGGCGCUGAAAAAUCGUUUAGACAAUCUCGAGGAACUGCAGCAUCGAGUACUACUGUUGGAAGAAAACUGUGGAUUUUUCGACAAAUCGAUACGGACCGGAGAUACUCCAUCACACAUUCCAGACAUCCACGAAGAACCCGUGUUCUCAAACGAAGAACAGGCUGAUACAGCUAAUAACACGGAGGAACGCUCCAGCCCAGAUAGAGACAGCAUGGCUCGGAAAAUGUCUCCACAGCAUAGGAUAGUGACAUCGAGCGUAGCGUCGUCAUCCUGGCAUCUAUCAAAGCGUGCUGUUGAAAGCGAGGUGGCGUUUCAUGUGUAUCUAAGUGGCAACCGGGUUUACAGCAGUCAUGAAAUAUUCAAAUUCGACGUGGAGACAGUUGACGUUGGUGGAGGAUUUAAUACCGCAGACGGAAUUUUCGAUGCCCCAGCCACAGGUUUAUACGUAUUCAGCUGGACUGUUGCCGCACCGCAGGGAAGCUUUUUUUCGGCAGAAUUGAUCGUUAAUGGCGCGGUACAAGGAGUUGUUGAGUCUGAUUCGGAUUUAGGCGGGCCUGGCAAUGGCGUUCAUCCGGCAACGGGGGUUGUUUUAGCAAACGUAAACGCUGGCAACCACGUGUUUGUCCGUUUCCACCAGGGAACAAGUGGUCACGUAAAGAGUGAUUCGUAUAUGCGUACAUCAUUUAGCGGCUGGUUAUUGUUAUGAAUAUUUUUGCAAAAGCAAAAUGUUGCAUAAUAAAGUUGAUAGAGGA